GUGCGUGUCCCAGAAUGAUCUCUCAAAACUGACGGGGUGUCCAAAGAAAAUGGCUGAAUUUCCUCCAAGGCAUCCAGGAUUUGGCAAUUCUGGGAAGUGUUUUUUGAUCGAGAACCUGCUGCGCCCGGGGAAUUCUUCACCUGUUGGAUGGGUCGGGUCAGGUGUCCAUCGGAAGAGAUGCUCGGCCGCUGUGGUUUACGGAUGUCUGGGUUUGGUACUGAAAGGGAAGGGCGUCCAUCGGAACGGGGCCACGGAGAACCACAUGUGUCCUCGGGUCACUGAUGGGAAAACUGUUCAGACACAGUCAGUUAUGACGGGCGUUCCUGUGUCCUGCUACAGCGGUUCUGCACCUGCGAUGUUCACCAAAGGAGUCGGCGGUGCGCUGUGGAGCCCAGCGUUGAGCUCCAGGCCUCGGGCGGGAAUUCUACGCAGAGCCGUGUUCUCCGAAGAACAAAGACGAGAACUGGAGAAAACAUUCCGUAGACAGAAAUACAUCAGCAAGACAGACCGCAACCGACUGGCAACAGACCUCUGUCUGAAAGAGACACAGGUGAAGAUCUGGUUCCAGAACCGCAGGAUGAAGUGGAGAAACUCUAGAGAAAAAGAGAGCACGUACACACGACUGCCAACAGAUCAACUGAUGGUGUGGAGUAAAUCACAACCGGCGGACACACAACAACACACAACCCACCAGAGGAAACACACACACACCUGACAUCUGCGGGAUCACAUGUGUACCUGACCAUAGCCACAGCAGAGAGACAUCAGAUUCAACUGAACAGACUCUUUAAUUCACAAAAACGUCAAGACGAACACUGUUUGUCCUUCUUGGUGUGAGAUUUCUAUUUUUUGGGUGCUGAAGGGGGUCGUUGAAACAGUGUUUUAAAUAGUAAUAAUGCUGUAUUAUUGUGUGUAGCUGAUCAUUCGCCUUUUCCGAUUAUUGUAGAAAAGAUGCUUUUUUGUGGAUCCUUAAUGGAAAAACAUCUGCUGAAAGUGCCACAUUUAUUAUGAUUUCACAUACAGUGGCCAAACAGACUGAGAGAUCCCGUUUUACAAGAAUU
Molecule: messenger RNA, 1061 nt
Organism: Triplophysa dalaica
Lineage: Eukaryota; Metazoa; Chordata; Actinopteri; Cypriniformes; Nemacheilidae
Product: homeobox protein DBX2-like
Exons: 4
Coding region: 50-715 (221 amino acids)
Biological process (GO): regulation of transcription by RNA polymerase II
Molecular function (GO): DNA binding; DNA-binding transcription factor activity, RNA polymerase II-specific
Source: RefSeq, a predicted model, not a curated record